AUGUCUUCCACCGUGACAACGGCAUCACAACCAAGCCUACAUCUCCAAGGGGUGGAUUUCAAGACUAUCCCUAUCAUUGAUCUCUCCAAAUUGCACAGCUCCAACGUGGAAGAGCGGCGGGAAUUAGCACGGGAGAUCGACCAAGCCUGCACCAAAGUGGGAUUUUUCUACAUCAAGAACCAUGGCAUUUCAGAAGAGCUGAUUAAGAAGACCUACGAAGCCGCUCAUCGAUUCUUCGACCUCGCGGAAGGAGAAAAGAUGAAGGUCUACCUGGGAAACUCAAAGAACUUCCGCGGCUAUAGCCCUUUGUAUGGAGAGAGAUCGUCCAACCCCGACCUUGAAGAAGCCGCUCUGGAUAAACCCCCAGGAGCUCUAUCUGAAGCAUUCGACAUCGGGUACGAACUAUCCGGAGAUCUGCGAAAAGGCCCUGGUGAUCAGCUUCCUCGCGAUGACUUCGGGCUGCUCGGGGAAAAUCAGUGGCCAGAGGAGAGCCUCAUCCCGGGCUUUCGAGUAACGUAUCUGCGGUAUUUUGCCGAGGCCCUUGAGCUUGCGAGAGCGUUGAUGAGGAUCUUCGCUUUGGCGCUGGGUCAGAAGGAGGAUUUCUUCGACCCAAUGGUGAGGUUUCCGGGGGUGACGUCGAGAAUGUUGCACUAUCCGCCGCAGCCGGUCCAGGGACAAGAGAUACCGGGGUUAGCGGCUCAUACGGACUACGAAUGCUUUACAAUCCUGGCACAGGACAGUGUGCCAGCUUUACAGGUUUUAAACAACCGUGGUGAAUGGGUUCUCGCUCCACCCAUUCCGGGAACCUUGAUAGUGAAUAUAUCGGACACCUUUUCUUUUUGGAGUAACAAAAGAUUCAAGUCCACCAUUCAUCGGGUGGCCAACUUGUCUGGAGAAGAACGGUACUCAAUACCUUUCUUCUUUGGCGUGGAUUACAACAGUACUAUUUCCGUCUUGGAAAACCAAGUCUCCGAGGAUAACCCUCCCUGCAAGGAGCCAUUCAAAGCGGGCGAGUAUGUGCGCUGGAAAUUGUCCAAAGCGUAUAUCGGAUAUGGUGGCGAGCCUGCAGGUAAGAGCAGCGAUGCUUGA
Messenger RNA from Aspergillus novofumigatus IBT 16806, 1089 nucleotides. Its product is annotated as isopenicillin N synthase family dioxygenase. The record is from RefSeq and is a predicted model, not a curated record. The transcript has 6 exons. Bases 1 to 1089 code for a protein of 362 amino acids. Gene Ontology annotation, molecular function: dioxygenase activity. NCBI's taxonomy places the organism in Eukaryota, Fungi, Ascomycota, Eurotiomycetes, Eurotiales, Aspergillaceae.